GCGGAAGUGGACGAAGAAGUACGCGAGGUCGUUCUCCGUCAGCAACGAGACCUUCACACAUUUCACAAUAAUGGACAACUCUCAGGGUUCGGGGGGACUGAAAGCAAGUCUCGGGGGUCUUUUUGGAGGUGGCGCCCCUGAAUACUCCAACACAGAGCUCGCCGGCGUCCCACUGACUGGAAUGAGCCCCCUGUCUCCUUAUCUGAAUGUGGAUCCCCGAUAUCUGACUCAAGAUGCCGACGAGUUCAUCCAGCUCACUGGAACCAGUAAGACCAGAGGAAGGUUUGAAUUGGCCUUCUUCACCAUCGGAGGCUCCUGCAUGACUGGUGCAGCAUUUGGAGCUUUAAAUGGUCUCAGAAUGGGCUUCAAAGAGACAAGAGACAUGGCCUGGUCCAAACCUCGCAAUGUUCAGAUUCUCAACAUGGUGACCAGGCAAGGUGCAUCAUGGGCAAACACUCUGGGGUCUGUCGCUUUGUUAUACAGUGUGUUUGGCGUGGUGUUGGAGAAGGCCAGAGGGGAAGAGGACGCCAUUAACACCAUCACUGCUGGGACGUUAACCGGAAUGCUCUUCAAAUCAGCAGGUGGCCUUAAAGGCGUAGCCCGGGGGGGCCUCGCUGGCCUAGCCUUGUCUGGUGCCUACACUCUCUACAAUGCUUGGGAUCAGAUCACUGGUACUUCGUCGCCCAGGCCGUACUGAUCCUGCCCCUUUACCCCUGCUUUCUCAUUCGGGCCAAACAUCUCCGGGACACAGCCUUGAAUCUCACAACCAGGACUGUACUGACAGGCGUUGGAGCUGCUCUCCUGGCUAUCCAGGAAUCCACCUGGAGAAAGGAAAUCUUGGACUAUAAAUGUCUGGAGUUCCAGCUGCACCCUUCACUUGAUCUCCUGAGGUUUUCCUGUCGCUGAUCAAGUAGAUCAUUGAUGAGAAGUACCAUGAAUAUCAAUUCAGAACGGGUGCCAUUUCUUGUGUUGGUGUGGUUUGUCAUGUUUUAUAUUUUUGUUUUCCUCUGAGACUGAGAGAUUUUCUACAGUAGAACUACAAGUCAGGGAUGAUUUGUGAAGAUGGAAUCCAGCCUGAUGGUCAGUUUUACUCUUGUAUUUAUUGAAAAGUGCAGACCAUGCUAUAAAGCCCACCAUACUGUACGCUGAAUAAA
Synchiropus splendidus (mandarinfish) is the source of this 1154-nucleotide messenger RNA. It is a transcript of the gene timm23a, whose product is annotated as translocase of inner mitochondrial membrane 23 homolog a (yeast). Lineage: Eukaryota; Metazoa; Chordata; Actinopteri; Syngnathiformes; Callionymidae. Gene Ontology annotation, cellular component: mitochondrial inner membrane; TIM23 mitochondrial import inner membrane translocase complex. The record is from RefSeq and is a predicted model, not a curated record. Gene Ontology annotation, biological process: protein import into mitochondrial matrix. The transcript has 7 exons. Gene Ontology annotation, molecular function: transmembrane protein transporter activity. The coding region runs from base 71 to 697 and encodes 208 amino acids.